CUUCGAACAGAUUUGAACGAGUUUUGAACGUGCUCCACAAUUUUUUCAGGAAUUUGCAGAUUUACCUUAGAAGCACGAUAUUGAAUAAAAUGGCUUGUUAAGAUCUUCAUUCAACAUGGCAACUUCAAACUGUGAAGCGUUUCCCAGUGCUAUUGGCGGUGUGUCCAGUCUCAUUGAAGACGAGAAGUUCGAUUUUGACGUGCCACUCUCGCCAAUUGAUUUUGAUGUUCGAGAGAUUAAUGCCGAUGAAGAGGAUGAGGAUGAAGUUUUCUUUGGUCCUGUGGGUCACAGAGAAAGAUGUGUUACUGUUAACAGUGGUGUUCAAGAUGAUGAAAAAUUUAAGCCCUUGAGUCCCCUCAAUGGUGAACAAAUUGCAGAACUGUUUAAAGAAGCCACUGCAGUGUCAAUAUUCAUCAAAAAUUCUUCCUUAACCCAGAAUAAUGAUAAUAUGACAGAUGAAAAGGAGAAUCGUGAUAUAUGUAAGCUUUUAUCACAAACAUUUACUGUCCAAGAUGAUAAAAAAGCUGUGUCAGCUGAAAGAGAUCAAGAAAAUGACCAAAGAACUACAAAAUCUGCUUCUUCCCCUGAGUCAGCUAGCAGUAUUUCACCACAGUCAACAGAAUUUCCAGAUGACAUGAACUUCCCUGUUACUCCAAGGAGAAUUUUGCAAGAAAGCAAUACCCAGAGUGGAGUGUUUCAGUCACCCUUUAAAGCACGAAAAGCGCGUCCUUUGCAAAAUACUUCUAAGUUUGUUCAAUCCAAGCUUCCUACAACACAGAUGACUCUGAAGACUCGUAGUUGUUUUAAUUCUCCUAUAAAAGUAGAACAUCUGUAUGGUCUGAGACGGAAAACUGGUGGUUCAGAGGAUGAAAAGAUUCCACGAGUUUCACAAAGUGGAAUAAAACCUCCAGGAUUUGGUUGUCAGCCAAGACGACGUCGCACAAGUUCAUCUUCCUCUGUGUCUUCCACUUCUAGUGCUGUAUCAGUUCAAUCAAGUGACAUGAAUGAGACUUUUGUCGUCUCCAAAGGUUCUUCUUCUGACAUUUCAUCUAUUCCAACUGUCUGUGCACGCAAAGUUCCAGUUACUAAGGCCUGCUUGAAGCCAGUAAAUGGAAAUAGUGCAUUGACAAAGCCUACCUUUUCCAGGCCUAAAGGACGACCUCAGCCAGUGAAAGCACUUCCACAGCCAGUCACUCACAGCAAGAAAGCUCCACCAACACCAACUGAUGUUCUGAAAUCAAAGAAGGUGCCUGGCCACACCCCUGGGCGUCGCUGGAGUGGAAUGUGCUCUGAGCAAAUGGUCACCAGGUCACAAACACCCAAUAGCAUACAGAGGUCCAAGUCAUUUAAUACACCUGUAAGGCAAAGUAGGAGUAACACUCCAACAGGCCAGGCUGUUAGACGAGCACAAACUCCCACUAAAGGGAAAAGCACAACAGUGCCUUUGACUCCAAGGAGAAGAAGUAGUGUCACACCAAGGGCUAGUGCCUCAAAAGUUCAAACAUCUGUGCAAAGGCGCAAAAGUGGUACAACAGCAGCUGUAUCCUCAAAGGCUCACAACAAGAAUGCCCCCCUACCAUCUACACCUGAAAAUGCAUGUUAUGCAUCCACUGAUAAUGUUACUCCACCAAAUCCAGCAGCUUCCAGUAAUGUUUCAAAAAGGAAGUCACUGAGUGCAAAUGGCCAAAAAAGAUGCUCUCUUCUGCCAACUCCUGUGAAAAACAGGAUCACUAGAUCCCAGUCACAGAAGUCUAGAUCAUUCAGCAUCAACAAUGAGCCUCCUGGACCCCUUUCAUUCAGCUCCUCCCCGUCAGCUGAAGUCAAACCAAGGAGUUCUGCCUCAAAACCAGAUCCAAAUCUGCAACUAUCACACACAAGAUUAUCUGAUCCAUUUUCUCCAGCUUCCCAGUUAGUUUCCAUCGAUCCGAAAAGUGUGAACACCAGUGACCAUUCAGUUGUUGGAAAUUUGAUUGAAUGGUCACCUGCUGUCGCCAGGGAAGGAAAUCUUAUUGACAUAUGAAGAUAUCAGAGGAAUAUAUCUGGCAUUUAAAGGCCAGAUUAAGAGAAAGACCAGUUUUUCACAUACAACAGUACAACAAUCAGGACACAAUGCUCUUCCAAAGAAACUUAAUGUUAAUAAAAU
Pocillopora verrucosa is the source of this 2143-nucleotide messenger RNA. Its product is annotated as G2 and S phase-expressed protein 1. Gene Ontology annotation, molecular function: microtubule binding. Gene Ontology annotation, cellular component: microtubule cytoskeleton. Lineage: Eukaryota; Metazoa; Cnidaria; Anthozoa; Scleractinia; Pocilloporidae. The record is from RefSeq and is a predicted model, not a curated record.